Messenger RNA from Fomitiporia mediterranea MF3/22, 464 nucleotides. RefSeq lists its product as uncharacterized. The coding region runs from base 139 to 375 and encodes 78 amino acids. The transcript has a single exon. Lineage: Eukaryota; Fungi; Basidiomycota; Agaricomycetes; Hymenochaetales; Hymenochaetaceae. The record is from RefSeq and is a predicted model, not a curated record.
UAUAUAUUUAAUCUCCUCCCUUUAUUUCAGGCCGAAAUUUGCAGACUCUCUGAACAACGUCAUUGUGAAAUUCAUGCGCCCGCCAGACUGUAUAUCUGGACCCUGAGACAUCUAGAUGUCCAGCCAGCAUGCUUCCGUAUGGUUCCUGGAAUGAGAGGAGGUAUACGGAACAUUAAUCUGGAUGCCAAGAAUGCUGUCGGCGUAUCGAGACUCUGGUUGUCUCACCCAAGGUUACGUGAAUUUCGCUCGAUAUCAAUCCCCGCCACGCUCAUGCUGAUUCGCUCAGGCAGUGGCGGUAAUCUGAGACUGUCAAAACAAUGGACGACCACAAUGCUAUCAGUGGCUUUGACAACCAGAUUUGGUGCACUGCAGUGACAAUAUCAUAAAUAGUGCACUGGCUUUGUGUAUUCGAUAUAUGAUCGUGGAAAAGUGCAAGAAAGUCGCACAUCGCUCAAGACUCUCGG